Paecilomyces variotii is the source of this 920-nucleotide messenger RNA. RefSeq lists its product as hypothetical. Lineage: Eukaryota; Fungi; Ascomycota; Eurotiomycetes; Eurotiales; Thermoascaceae. The transcript is spliced from 2 exons. The record is from RefSeq and is a predicted model, not a curated record. Bases 1 to 876 code for a protein of 291 amino acids. Gene Ontology annotation, molecular function: protein binding.
AUGGCUGAUUACAAAAAGAUUAUUCGGUCAUCUCACUUCACUUUCCUCGUCGGCCAGGAGCAGACUCCCUUGACAAUACAUUCUGCUAUUGUACAAAACAUCUCAGAGCCUUUGUAUGCCCUCAUCAACAAUGGCUUUAUGAAAGAGUCUACGAACGGGGUGGCGAUUCUCGAUGAUGUGGAAACAGAGACGUUCAUCGCGUUCUGUGAAUACGCCUACACCGGCGCCUACGUGACCCCAGAUAGAAAAGAAUCAUCCAAUAAUGCUUCCACGGAUGACCAGGAGAAUAUGAAACCCACCAUGGGGCCUCUACUGGACUUUAGCGCUCCUCAGCUGGAUGCAGAGUCAGAAGACACUUGGGGAUUUAGCCCCGCAACGAAGAAGAGCAAGUACAGGGGGAAAGGGGCAUAUUACGAUGGGACUAAAGCGAACUCGAAACAUAAGUCUGAACCUGUCCAGGUUGAUGUCGUCUACCCAGAUGAGGCGCUCUGGGCACAAUUUCGGUCACGGAGCUUCGGAGUCAAGUCUGCAUUGCGCGCUAUGGAUCCAGACAUCGUGUUUCAUGCUAAACUAUACGUCUUUGCGACGAAAUAUCUCGUUGAAAAAUUACGCCAACAGUGUCUGAAAUCACUCCAUCGUGAUCUCCGCCGUUUCUCCCUGAACCGUGAGAGUGCAUCUCUUGUCCUUGACUUACUUGAUUUCACUUACGCCAACACUGGGCGAUACGAACCCGGUGGGAAAUCUCCUCUCCGGGAUUUGGUUAUUCACUACAUUGCCUGCGAGGCACGGACACUGGGUGAUAACGAGAGAUUCACGGAGAUUCUGGACUCUAAUGCAGAGAUGGGGUCUGAUCUCGUUGCAAAACUGGUGAGAUAGAAUAAGGGAUUAGCCAUUCGUCGGGUUCGGGAACUGCUAUCGAG